CCAGUACCCCUUCCUUUCUCGUUCUUCCUUUUCAACCAUCUUUAUGUUUUCUAACCAAACACAAAUUACACAAACCAAAUAAUAAAAGCAUGAGCCGAAAAAGAGACAAACCCUACAACUCCCGCCAUAUUCCAUACUCCUACCCUAAACGCCGCCGCCCUAUUCCGCCGCCGCCUCCCGUUGUCGAACCACCCAAACAAAAACCAACCCCACCACCGGCCUUAGUCGUCAUUGGGCUCCCAUUGGGCUGCUCUGUUUUGGACCUCAAGUCCAGGUUCGAAAUCUAUGGGCCCAUUUCUCGGAUCCGGAUCGACCCACAAGGUGUUGGCUUCAUUUCUUUCCGCUCUAAAUCCGCCGCUGAUUCCGCCAUCUCCGCCUCCGUUGACCCCUCCUUCGGCAUCUCCAUUGAUUCCCACCUUGUUCAAGUGAUGUGGGCUAGUGAAAUGAAUAAUGGAGAGGCAGGAGUUGAGGAGGAAAGUGAGAGGAAGAAUUUGAACACAAGUCCGAAUGCGAAUACGUCGAAGCUGUUGAGGGGGGAGGCGCCAUUAAGUAGACAUGGGAAGGGGAAUAGGUUGAGUUCAGCCAUUGUUAACCCCAAUACCAAUACCAAUACCAGUAGUAGUACUAGUUCUGUGUUGGAUGCUCCAUUUAAGGCUAGAGAAAUCAUUGCUUAUGAUGAUUUAUUUUAUAUAUCUGAUUUUCUGAACUCUGAAGUAUUUGAUGAAAGGAGUGAGAAGAAUCGGGCUAAUGCUCUUGCAAAGAAGAUCAAGUCGGCAUGUGGUGCGAAAUCAAAAACUUGCAUAAUUUAUGAAUUGGAACUUGAGGCACAAGCUUGUGAAAAUGAGAAUGAGGUCACCGAAAUCAAUGGUUCUAGUUCAAAUGUAACCACUGCAUCCCAAGCUAAUGAUGAUCCCAUGCAUAAAAAUGGGAAGUUUGACGAUGAGGCCGAGGAGAAGUUCAAGGAAUUAAGGGAGUUGCAUGAGAAAGAAAUUGGUGAAAAGGGGGUUGAUAAUCUUACUCUUGAAGAAGCUUAUGUGAAGGUUCUUGGACAUCGUUCAGGUUAUGCCCGUGGUUUAGGCAAAGGGCACCCGGUGUCGUCUAAAGAUGGAAAGAUAGGAAGAGCUGAACUGGAACAUAAUAGUGUGAUUGCUAAUGAUAUUGGUAUGAAGAAAGCUUUGCUGUUACUUAAUGGACCGGAUGUGAAAAGAUCUGGUCGACCAAAGGAACCGAACAAGUCUUUAGAAAGCAGGCAAGCAGCAAUGGAGGAACAAGAAAAAGCUGUCAAAAAACAAAAAGAAAUCAACGAAGAAGAACAACAAGAAAGAGAAAAUGCAACAGAAACAACGCAGAAGCAUACGAAAGAACUCAAACAGCAAGAGUUAUGGAGUUGGGGAGCAGGAACAGAAGGACAACUUGGAACUGGGAAUUUAAAAGACGAAUUUACCCCUCAACUUCUCAUCAACCUCUCCAAUUCUCUCUCUUCUUUUGGUCAAAUCUCUCUCCUUUCUUAUGGUGGUGCCCAUGUCAUUGCCCUCACUUCUGGUGGGAAGGUCCUGAGUUGGGGUAGAGGAGCAUCUGGGCAAUUGGGACUUGGUCAGAUUAUGCCUAAUUGCUUGUACCCUAAACUUGUGGAUUCAUUGACAAAUUUCAAUAUUUCCCACGUUUCUGCUGGUUGGAAUCACUCUGGUUUUGUUUCAGAUUCUGGACGCCUCUUCACUUGUGGGGAUGGCUCAUUUGGUCAGCUGGGCCAUGGUGAUUAUCAGUCUUGCAGUUCCCCAAUGGAAGUUUCAUUUUUCAACUCUAGGCAUGUAGAGCAGAUAGCCUGUGGCAUGCGACAUUCAUUGGUACUAUUAAAAGGUAAUUUGGGAGACAAGGUGUUUGGAUUUGGAUCCGGUAAGCGCGGUCAAUUGGGUGUAUAUGAAGAUAAAGUAAAAUCGGUAAGUAUUCCCAAGACGUGUUCUGGGUUGGAACAUGCUGAAGUGGUGGCCAUUCUUGCGAACGGAGAUCAAAGUGCUGCGUUGUCAGCCAGUGGCCAGCUGUACACAUGGGGAAAAAGUUUUAGCAGCAGUUCAAAUGUUUGUAUUCCUCAGCUUCUGCGUGUAUCUUUGAGCUUCGAGCAAGCUGCUCUUGGUUGGAAUCAUGCCUUGGUAUUAACAAGUGAAGGGGAAGUCUUUAUGCUUGGAGGCAGUCAUCAUGGAGUGCUCAGCGAACCUCAAAAGAUGACUCACCUUCAUAAUACAUCUGGUGAACCCAAUCUGUCAAAAGUAACCGGUCUAGAUGGGAAGAAAGUUGUUCAAAUUGCAGCCGGAGCUGAGCAUUCAGCUAUACUGACAGAUGAUUGACAAUUUUACACUUGGGGUUGGGGCGAACAUGGUCAGCUUGGUUUGGGAAGUACUAGUGAUCGCACUGUCCCCCAGCUUGUUCUACUCGAAGAAAACAGCAUGAUAUUGAGGGUUUAUUGUGGAAGUGGGUUCAAGUUCGCUCUGAAUAUUUAGACUUGAAGAACUCGGUGAUUUAUAAUCAUAGCACACAUAUUAUCGAUGUCAAUGUAGUCUAAAAGAUCUUUCUUAGCCACUGCAAUGACAAGGAUCAAGGUGGGAAAUGGAAGAUGAUCCUUUGGUAAACAACCCUGAAUUACGAUGGAUGAUAAAGCCCAUUUAUACUUAACACGAAGCAUGUGUGAAAAAUAAUGUACUCGGGAGUCAAGUGCUAUUAAAUUGUUACUAAAUAUUAUGGAGG
Messenger RNA from Chenopodium quinoa (quinoa), 2739 nucleotides. RefSeq lists its product as uncharacterized. Bases 90 to 2342 code for a protein of 750 amino acids. The transcript has 15 exons. Lineage: Eukaryota; Viridiplantae; Streptophyta; Magnoliopsida; Caryophyllales; Amaranthaceae. The record is from RefSeq and is a predicted model, not a curated record. Gene Ontology annotation, molecular function: RNA binding.